Molecule: messenger RNA, 1702 nt
Organism: Ruditapes philippinarum (Manila clam)
Lineage: Eukaryota; Metazoa; Mollusca; Bivalvia; Venerida; Veneridae
Product: sushi, von Willebrand factor type A, EGF and pentraxin domain-containing protein 1-like
Exons: 6
Coding region: 261-1427 (388 amino acids)
Source: RefSeq, a predicted model, not a curated record
ACAUUUGCGCUGAAAAUUGCGAGGGAUUAGCCGCAAAAAGUCAAUUGUCCGGAAAUUCAUGUUCCUGUUUUGCAAAUUGUUAUAUGGUCAGGUUUUGUAUGGAAUAAUGUUGAAUUUUUAAUUUGAAUUGUUGCCAUGAAACAACGAUUCAGUGUUAGCUCCAGACAUAUUAUGUACGUUCAAACAUUUUCUAGUGGCAUGAGCGUCGCAUUUUCUUGGAAUUCCUUUUGAUCAUGAUGUUGUUUUUUUAAUUUAUUAAAAUGUUUUUAAAAGUUAUGAAAUGUGAAUUGAUUUUAUUGCUGGCGUUUCAAUCAGUUUUUGCUGUAGUAAAUGUAAAAAUAAACAAUUUUGAAUUAGAGUAUUCUGUGACCUACGAAAAUUGGUGUAAAUCUGACAAAGACAGAUUUCAGUUUAUAAUUGGUAUAUCUAUCGGACAAUGUGUGGCAGAGUGCGGUGCACGGGGUCACUGCAGUUCUCUUAUCUAUAGAAGUCAAAUCAACGGAUGUGAGCUAUUUCUCACUUCAGAAACGGAACAAUCAAAUCCCGGCGAGUGUGUACAUGUGAAAAAGGACGACAUCAAAGUUAUAAAGAGUCCUUGUCAAGGAGAUUGUGAGCAUGGGGAGGUCUGUGAAUCAAUAAGUUCCAAAAGUGGAAAGUGUGAAAUAAAAGAGUGUAUCAACACAACGACCCCUGAAAAUGGUAAAGUUCUUGGUAAUCAAAGGGGAGUUGGUAAUAAGAUUCGUUACAUAUGCAAUCCCAGAUACGAACCAAAAAACGACGGCGUAGAACCUGUAGCUAAAUGUCUUAAUGACGCACAAUGGAGCCAUAUAACAGAAUGUGUAAAAACUAACUAUACUUGGGCCACGUGGUCACCAUGGAGCACAUGUAGUGUAAGUUGUAAUUCGGGAACUCAAAAAAGAUCGAGAGAGUGCUCUAUUCGUAUAGAAGGCAAUGGGGAAUCGACUUGUGAUCAAUCGGAUGUGCAAAAUGAGGAUACACAACAAUGUUAUGUGCGACCAUGCCCUACGCACGGAAAGAAUUGCUCAAGUGAUUUAAACUGUCUAGAAACAGAAGGUGUGUGCAUACAAGGAAAAUGUUUCUGUCCUCCACUAUUUGCAUAUAACAAUACAAUUAAAAACUGUACAAAAGUUUGCCAAACAAUUACAGGCAAUUAUACUAAAUUUAAAGGAAAAUGGAUUACCAAUUAUAACAUUGAUGAUGAGACGAAAUAUAAGAGCCGCCUGGAAGAAUGUAAAACAGCCUGUACCAAAAAUCCUAAAUGUUUAUCGUUCGAAAUAGACUCAGGAAAAGCGAGUGAGGCAACAUGUUAUAUGGGACUAGUAACAUUUGAUAUGAUACAUUCAGCUUAUCCCACACAGAUUAAUGAUGGGGACGGCUAUGAUCUGUAUUCCAAAACAUGCUCCUGACUUUCAUGUUUAGAUAUAGAGAAAAAUCAAAUCUGAAAAAAAGGUAUCUAAUAAAUAAAACGAAAUUUUUGUGGUUUGAAAUUAAACUUAAUUUUAAACAAAUACAUUGUAUUAAGUUAUAGGUUACUCAUAUAUCAAUUUAAAUGAUUGCAUACACAUUUAAAGUGGAUAGGACAAAAUCAAUGAACAACCAUUGAAUUAUUGCUUAAUUGUAAGAAUUAUAUAUAUAUUUAACAUAAAAUGCCUUACGUAUUCACAAACCUAUUUAGAUAUAG